Sipha flava (yellow sugarcane aphid) is the source of this 652-nucleotide messenger RNA. It is a transcript of the gene SNRPG, whose product is annotated as probable small nuclear ribonucleoprotein G. Gene Ontology annotation, molecular function: RNA binding. Gene Ontology annotation, biological process: mRNA splicing, via spliceosome; spliceosomal snRNP assembly. Gene Ontology annotation, cellular component: U2 snRNP; U12-type spliceosomal complex; U5 snRNP. The coding region runs from base 162 to 401 and encodes 79 amino acids. The transcript has 4 exons. Lineage: Eukaryota; Metazoa; Arthropoda; Insecta; Hemiptera; Aphididae. The record is from RefSeq and is a predicted model, not a curated record.
CAAGCAUGAAUAAAGUAUAAACAACGAUUCUUGAACGAGGAUAACCGGGAAGCUUGUUAUUAGAACGUUUGGUAAUGAUUCACUAAUAUAAUUCUUAAUUUUGAAAAGUCUAGUGUCUACUGAUUUAUAAUUGUUUUGUACAAAUAUUACAAAAUUUCAUCAUGAGUAAAGCACAUCCUCCAGAGUUGAAAAGAUAUCUUGACAAGAAAUUACAGUUAAAACUAAAUGCCAAUAGACAAGUAUCAGGAGUUCUGCGUGGAUUUGAUCCAUUUAUGAAUCUUGUUUUGGAUGAAACAGUAGAAAGAAUUAAAGAUGGUGUUGUAAAUAGUAUUGGCAUGGUGGUUAUAAGAGGCGAUAGUGUCCUAACUAUAGAAGCAUUGGAUAGGAUUGAUCAACAUUAAGCUUAGCAAAAACAAUGUAUUUUCCAUCAAAAAAAAAAAAAGAAAAAAAUGUUUUUAUAAUUUUUUCAAUUGUAAUAAAUUAAUUUAAUUCAAUUUAAAAUUAAGUAUUUACUUAAUGGCUGACUUCAAAUAGUCGGAGAAAGGUGAAGGAAAAGAAAACUUUACUUUAUCUUAUGGAAAUAUGGUAUACAAUUGUAAGAUCUGGUUAUGAGAAAAGUGUUUGAUAAUUAUAAUUUAAGAUUUUCGACAUA